GUUCGAUUUGCUCUUCUAAAUACCGAAGAAGAGUCUUCCGCUUUAAGAAAACGUGUUCGUUUUAUCUAAAACUACUUCCGGUAGAUCUUCUGCCUCUUCCAUCCCGCGAGCAGAAGAGACUGGAAAACAAUAUGGCGGAUGAUGGCGGAUUCACGAAUGUCAACGUUACUUUGGGGAACGGAAAACUUGUAUCUGUCCAAGUAUCGCCAGAGUUGUUUGGGCACUUUACCUCAUCAGAUCCUGAUUUAAAACAGUUGGCUAAACAACUCAUCAUACAAGCAGCUAUGGAGAAAGAUAGUGAAGCAGAAUGUGAAGAAUUGCCAGACAUUCCAACUGUUCCACAGACCCCAGAGAAUUCACCGAAGCCUACACCAUCAGGCAUUUUUACAUACGAACAAACUAUCUUUUUAAUUUCUGCCUACAAGGAGAGAAAAGAAAAGUUCUUAUCACCCACUCACAAGAAAAAAGCACUGUGGCUAGAAAUCACAGAAGAGUUAAACAAAUGUUUUAAAACUGAGUUCACUGUGGCCCAAGUUGAAGGCAGAUGGAAAACACAACUUAGUGCGUACAAGAGGCAUCAAACCGACCAGGCUAAGUCAGGGAAUGAAAGGAAAGAAUUUCUGUAUGAAGAGGAAUUCCAGGAUAUCUUCAGUGAUCGACAUGAUAUAAAUCCAAAGUUUGUGGUUUCAUCUUUAUCCUCAAGCUCAGAUAGUGGAAGUUUCACUCAAGAUGAGCCCUGCACAAGCUCAAGUUCUGGUGAGCCAGCAGGAUAUGCAUAUUUAUGCCACUUGCCUCCAGAAAUAAUAUGCAAAAUAUUGACAUACAUUCCAAUUCCAGAGUUGUACCAUUCUGUAUCUAAAGUUUGCAGUUCCAUGAAUUGUCUUUUUAAGAGUGGCCUUGUAUGGAAUUCAAUAACUGACUUGAAUUUUUUCAAUGAAGGAAUGAAAGAUAUAUUCACUGUAGAAUUUUUGAAACUUUUUGAAAAUUGUGUUAACCUUACCAUUGAUGCAACACUUCUGCAAGAUUGUGAUUUUUUGGGUAGUUUCAAAAAUUUGAAAUGUUUGGAUAUCAGGGGUUCCAAAAACGAAAAUAUUUGCAAUGAAAACAUUGUUAAAAAUUUAUCUAAGUGCAGAUCUAUGGAGAAACUCUUCAUUAGCAGUUUGCCAAACUUGAGUGAUGAUGGUCUGUUGUCAUUAUCUAAGGAGAUGGGGGGAACACUGAAGUAUUUACAAAUUCGUAACUCUGCAGAGAUCAGGCCAGAAACUUUUCAGGUUUUGAUGAAAAAUCUAAAGUGUAUUAAGGCCAUCAGUGUGACUCCUUCUGGAGAUUAUGAAAAGUGGGCAAAAGUUCUAAAUGAAAAUGCUGUAAGGUGCAGUUUUGGGCAUGAAAUUCUUGAUUUUGUUCCAAAGCGAUAUCUUGUAUAUGACAGAAUGUUUUACUCUCUGUUGCCCUAA
Messenger RNA from Magallana angulata, 1454 nucleotides. RefSeq lists its product as uncharacterized. The record is from RefSeq and is a predicted model, not a curated record. Bases 132 to 1454 code for a protein of 440 amino acids. Gene Ontology annotation, molecular function: protein binding. Lineage: Eukaryota; Metazoa; Mollusca; Bivalvia; Ostreida; Ostreidae. The transcript is spliced from 5 exons.